CGGGGGCCACGCCCUCCGGGCCCUGGGGGCCUCGCGCGCGACGGUGGGGUGGAGCUAGCCUCGUGACCUUUUACCCCAGCAUGGCUGCGCCCGUGGGACUGGUGAAGUUCUGGCGACCCGGUACAGAGGGGCCAGGUGUAAGCAUCUCUGAAGAGAGACAAAGUCUGGCUGAAAACUCUGGGACAACGGUUGUUUACAACCCUUAUGCUGCCCUUUCCAUAGAGCAGCAGAGGCAGAAGCUGCCGGUAUUCAAGCUUAGGAAUCAUAUUUUAUACUUGAUAGAAAAUUAUCAGACAGUGGUGAUUGUUGGUGAAACGGGAUGUGGGAAGAGCACACAGAUUCCUCAGUACCUUGCAGAAGCCGGCUGGACAGCUGAAGGAAGAGUGGUAGGAGUGACCCAGCCUCGAAGAGUGGCUGCUGUUACAGUUGCAGGGAGAGUAGCUGAAGAAAGGGGUGCAGUGCUGGGCCACGAGGUGGGCUACUGCAUCCGCUUUGAUGACUGCACAGACCAGCUGGCCACGAGAAUUAAGUUUCUUACUGAUGGAAUGCUGGUCAGGGAAAUGAUGGUUGAUCCGUUGUUAACAAAAUAUAGUGUCAUCAUGCUGGAUGAAGCCCACGAGAGGACCUUGUACACUGACAUUGCCAUUGGCUUGCUAAAAAAGAUUCAGAAAAAGCGAGGGGAUCUUCGAUUGAUUGUGGCUUCAGCCACUCUGGAUGCGGAUAAAUUCCGGGAUUUCUUUAAUCAAAAUGAAACCAGUGAUCCAGCAAGGGAUACAUGUGUGAUCCUUACAGUGGGAGGGCGAACAUUUCCGGUGGAUAUCUUUUAUCUACAAAGUCCUGUUCCAGAUUAUAUCAAAUCAACUGUGGAAACUGUGGUGAAAAUUCACCAGACAGAGGGAGACGGAGACAUUUUAGCAUUUCUUACUGGCCAGGAAGAGGUAGAAACUGUUGUGUCAAUGCUCAUUGAGCAGGCUCGAGCACUAGCUCGCACUGGGAUGAAGAGACACCUCCGAGUUCUCCCCAUGUAUGCAGGACUGCCUUCCUUUGAGCAAAUGAAAGUGUUUGAAAGGGUGUCGCGCAGUGUCAGAAAGGUGAUAGUGGCCACCAAUGUGGCAGAAACCUCUAUCACAAUCAGUGGCAUUGUGUAUGUGAUCGACUGUGGCUUUGUGAAACUCCGAGCCUACAAUCCCAGGACAGCUAUUGAAUGCUUGGUGGUGGUGCCAGUCUCCCAGGCAUCAGCUAACCAGCGAGCAGGACGUGGUGGUCGUAGUCGCUCGGGAAAAUGUUAUCGCCUUUAUACAGAGGAAGCCUUUGACAAGUUGCCUCAGUCUACGGUUCCUGAGAUGCAGCGUAGUAAUUUGGCACCUGUCAUCCUGCAGCUGAAAGCACUUGGAAUUGACAAUGUCCUCAGGUUCCACUUCAUGUCGCCCCCUCCAGCACAGUCGAUGGUUCAAGCCUUGGAGUUACUGUAUGCUCUGGGAGGUCUGGACAAAGACUGUCGCCUGACUGAACCGCUUGGCAUGAGAAUUGCAGAGUUUCCUUUGAAUCCCAUGUUUGCCAAAAUGCUGCUUGAAUCAGGAAACUUCGGCUGUUCUCAGGAAAUUCUAAGCAUCGCUGCCAUGAUGCAGAUCCAGAAUAUCUUUGUGGUCCCCCCAAACCAGAAGUCUCAGGCAAUUCGAGUGCACCGUAAAUUUGCUGUGGAGGAGGGCGACCACCUCACUAUGCUCAACGUAUAUGAAGCAUUUAUCAAACACAAUAAGAACUCUCAAUGGUGUCAGGAACAUUUUCUGAAUUACAAGGGUCUUGUCAGAGCUGCGACUGUAAGAGAACAAUUGAAAAAGCUUCUUGUCAAGUUUCAAGUGCCCAAGAAGUCUAGUGAAGGUGACCCGGAUCCGGUUCUGAGGUGCAUUGUCUCUGGCUUCUUCGCCAAUGCAGCGAGGUUUCAUUCUACUGGAGCUUAUAGGACCAUCCGUGAUGACCAUGAGCUGCACAUACACCCUGCGUCAGUCCUCUAUGCAGAGAAGCCGCCUCGCUGGGUUAUCUAUAACGAAGUUAUACAAACCUCCAAGUAUUACAUGAGAGAUGUGACUGCCAUUGAAUCGGCCUGGCUGUUGGAGCUGGCUCCACACUUUUAUCAACAAGGAACGCAAGCUUGUACCCUCCAUGUGGGCAGAGGCCGUGUCUUUAUCUCCAUCCUUGAGCAUGGGUACCUGGCGUGUCGAGAUGCUUGCACCUGUCUCUGAAAGCCAAAAGGGCCAAGGUCCAGGACCAGUGAGAGGAGCCCACAGCCGUGGCUGCAGGGACUGCUGGUGUCCUCUCCUCCAUGCUGCUGCCCCUGGCCCCAGGUGGGGUGAGCUGGCACAAGCUCCUGUGGAAUGUUUGGUUGCUCUGAAGGGGGCUGCGGCCUGUUCAUUAGUCCUUUCUUCCCGCUGCCCACAGCAUUUGCGUCCUUGCUGGGAUCUUGGAGGACUUUGUGCAUGGGCAGGCAUCCUUCUGUGCUGCAGCGGGCAGAGUGGGAGUUGGCUCACUCAGCACUCUCACUAACCCAGCAUGCCACUUCCAGCAGGCACGCAGCCCUGGCCCAGCUCUAUGGGUAACAAGCAGGAAAGUUAGCCACUGAAGGUCGAAACACCAUGUGGGGUGGACAGAGCGUUUGCUGGGCUGGCUUUGCUUUCCCUCCUGGGGCCACGGCUGUGUUAACCAAUGAGGUCCGCUGCCAGGUGUGAACAAGCGUGUCGCUAUGAAGGAACAAAACAUUGGGGAUCUCUGCCGAAACCACCAAGGGGCAUGUCUGAUGGGCACAGGGGCUCCCAAACCCACUGGCUUCUGUCUGUCUUCAGCCCAUGUCCCUGUUUUUCUGCAGCCAGGAGACUUGCAAGGGAUUGGUGAUUGACAGAGAGGACUCAUGCGCUGUUUUGUGUUAGCCGAGGAUUUGUGUUUCACAAGUGGGCUUAGCGUCCUCUCAGAGUGCAGUGCCAGGUCCUGGUGCCACGCUAGCUGAGCACUCAGGAGAGUUCAUCAGCUCAGAUCCCGCAGGGCCUCCUCUUUAGCAGGAAUUCACAACAGUUUGGAUGCCCUAAACUUCUGUAGCUCAGGAACAUCACUGGUGUAUUUGUUUUUUUGUUUGUUUGGGUUCUUGCAAGAGCGCGCGGGGGCGGUUCUUCCAGCAGGCACUGGUUUUGUUGCCCCGGGGCUGCUUUGCUGUGAUGAUGAUUACAUUUCAACACAUGCCAGAUGCAGAUUUUUUCCCUUACUGUUUCAAUGACCUUUAUUUUAAAAACACAUAGCUUGAACAUUUAUUUUUAUACUGAUAUUAGUUUGGAUGUGCCACUUUUGGCACCAAACGUGUAUGUCAUUUUUAUUUCCAUUUUAUAAACAUGUAAAUAAUAGUGAUAACUUGUUAAUAAUAGUAAACCUUUCUACCUAAAGUAAAUGUCUUCCCUCCCACA
Molecule: messenger RNA, 3449 nt
Organism: Pongo pygmaeus (Bornean orangutan)
Lineage: Eukaryota; Metazoa; Chordata; Mammalia; Primates; Hominidae
Gene: DHX35
Product: DEAH-box helicase 35
Exons: 23
Coding region: 81-2243 (720 amino acids)
Cellular component (GO): catalytic step 2 spliceosome; intracellular anatomical structure
Molecular function (GO): RNA binding; helicase activity
Source: RefSeq, a predicted model, not a curated record